This is a messenger RNA of Penicillium concentricum, 435 nucleotides long. RefSeq lists its product as uncharacterized. The record is from RefSeq and is a predicted model, not a curated record. Bases 1 to 435 code for a protein of 144 amino acids. The transcript is spliced from 2 exons. NCBI's taxonomy places the organism in Eukaryota, Fungi, Ascomycota, Eurotiomycetes, Eurotiales, Aspergillaceae.
AUGCUUCCCACACUCCUUUCCAUCUUCCGCCGCGACUGCAAUGGCGAUGAGACCAUGUCCAGCUGCACAAAGCCCACCAGCUCCGCAAUAACCAUCGGCAUUCCCGCCGGCAUAACAGGAGUUCUCCUCCUAAUUGCCCUUACUGUCCUGCUAUUCCUUUACCGUAGGCGCAAGCGCCUUGAUGUCCAGGAAGACUUGGAGGAUCGUCAACGCGACUCAGGAUUCUAUGCUCGAGACGCGACACAGCGCUUUGGCGCUAAGGGAGCACCACCAUCGAAAGAAUCGAAUGGACGUCCCUAUGCUUCCGAGUCGCGACGUAGCUCCGGCGAAUCGAUCUUUGAUUUUAAGCAGGAUCACGGCCCCUAUCACCUUGCUCAGAUCCCUAGUCAUGAGCCACAGGUGCAAAAGCCUGUGGCUGCUAGGGUGGUUGUGUAG